AUGGUACGGACGGUUCAAGGAUGUGGGAGUGCGUGUGUUCGUGGAAUUGGCGAGGUCUACGAGCUCGCCACCUUUCUCAAGGACCCAAAGAAGGCGGACAAGAUCGAGGUUCUCCCAGUGAAGGAGUCGCUGCCCUUGGUUAUUUGCUCGAUUUACGUCCUCUUCUUUGUGUUGAUCCUGGAGAUCGGUUAUGGAACUGCUGACAUAGACAACAUAGACCACUCAGAUCCAGCUGAACUGAUCGUGGUUGUUGUGUUGGUGCUGACGGUGUUUUGCACCAUGGUUCCAUUACAGAUGUAUGUACAUCUGGCCUUGAUGCAGGAGUUGCAAGACUUGCCAAGUCAGAUACAUGAUUUUAAGAUCGAAGACUCUAAGUGCUCGUGCUGCGCGCUGGAUCAUGUAAAUCCGCGGACGGGGGAGAACAUCAUGUGCGAUAGAAAGCUCAUCUUCGACAUGCUUCAGAUCUGGUUCGGUAACCCGGAAGACUUGCUGAGCGAGGAGCCACCGCAGCUGGACGUCUUUGACAAGAUGGUGCGAGAGAACCUUCGACUGAAGGUCCUUCGGAAGGUGGGCCAUGGAGUGCCAGAAAUGUCCUACGUUCUGGCCACCGUGUGCAUGCCGACUAUUCCGUUUCUUUCCUACGAGCUUCCCAUGUACUUGACCUCAAGGAGCCUUGUGGAUGACCCAGACGCGUACCUCUUUUACACAUGGCAUGCAGUCGCCUUUCUGUCAGGGCCUUUGGUUAGCAUGUUUUGGUUUUGGGUCUGUGCCUUCCUCUGCCGCAGACUUCUAUUUUUGACGAACCGAUGUCCUGGAAGUGUGGUGGCCGCGCUGGUGCUGACUCCCCUCAGCUAUUUGCUGGUAUCUAUUGCCGCGUGGUUCCCACUGUACGGUGUCAUGACAUAUUACCGGGGAGUGAAUGACCUCCACGUAUACACGUUCCUGGGGGUCUUGCUUUUCACGCUGUACUUGUACUCUGGGCGCACUUGUUGCUGCCGCUCCCGGCAGAAAGAAGUCACGAAGACGCGCAGCAUACCUUUGGAGGAGCUGCACACCUUCUCCAUCUAG
Symbiodinium pilosum is the source of this 1068-nucleotide messenger RNA. The record is from the annotation of a GenBank genome assembly. NCBI's taxonomy places the organism in Eukaryota, Dinophyceae, Suessiales, Symbiodiniaceae.